CUGUUAGUCUAUUGAAUGGACCAUUGUGAGUAGAUUUCCGGCGGAAAACCAAUUAUACAGUAUAUUGUUACGUCCGAAGACGGUGGUUUGGUUCGGGACGCUGCUUUAACUGCCAAUCGCGGGGCCUGACGCUAUCUCUAUAAGUAGGCCGUAUAGAUAUACCUCUAGUAGGCCGUGAACUCAACAAUAAAAACAUGUAAUUUAAUAAAAACAGCAUAAAAAUAAAUGGCAUUAAAACAAACGCUAAACUGUUACACCACAUAAACAAUAACUAAAUCCGACAAUAAUAUACUCGAUACGGCUUUUACUCAACGAUUCGAGUAUAGUUUAAUUCUUUUAUUAAAUAUAGCGAUUUUUAGACAUUGUAAAUGGCGUUGGACAAAUAAGAUGUUUUCGGAGAAAAUUAUGGGAACCUAAAUAAAUUAUUGUAUUCAGGAAAUACAUGUUAUACAACGCUAAAUCACUGCGAUUAAACUGGAUUAAUAAUACUUAAAUGCUGUACUGCACAGAACUAAAAUAGCUACAUUGAACUUAGCGUUGCGGUGAACAAAGGAAAUGGAGAUAAUGGCGGUUCUGUCACGCAUGGUUAUAUUGGAAUGGAUUCCGCACUAAGAUGGAAACCCCACUGUAUCAACCGCAUCAAGACUGCGACUAUGUCCCUAGCUUAAUGCCGUGCGGUGAGCUGUGAGCACACGCUGGGGUCUGAAUCCUAAGUCCCUGAUGUGGCUUUAUACUGCCAAGUUGUACGACCAAUGCUCGCCCUACUGCGUGGUGUGGGUCAGAGCAAAGUUCAGCACUACCUUGCAGGAAAAACUCAGAAUGUGCCAGCGACUUGCAUGCCUCAAAGGUACUUCUUGUUUCAGGACAGCUCCUACAAGAGCAUUAGAGGCACUUCUCAACCUUAAUUCCUCCCCAGCAUCUUCAUCUACAAGGCAACGCGGUCUACAGAUCCCAUUGCCUGAAGAUGCUGAAAGAUGCAUCCUCUCGCUGCACUUCGAUCAAAGUCUUCAAACCGUAAUUGAAGAUCGGAGUACUUUUAAGCCACCAGACCCUAUGUACUGGUGAGAAACACUUUUUGCUGGAAACAAUUUUCCGGAAACAAAACAAUACGUUUUACAAAAAUUGUUUCUUACUUGGUUUUUGAUUUUUUUUCUUUUACCGUUACAUGGCAGCAUGGAGCUAUAAAUGAAAAAAUGAUAUAAAUU
Messenger RNA from Ciona intestinalis (vase tunicate), 1205 nucleotides. Lineage: Eukaryota; Metazoa; Chordata; Ascidiacea; Phlebobranchia; Cionidae. The record is from RefSeq and is a predicted model, not a curated record.